AUGGACAACAUGGAAUCUGAUGUGGCAAUGCAAAAGAAUACAGAAGAAAUGGAACAUGCCGGUCCCGUGCGGAAAGACAGCCAGAUGACUGAGGACGGCUCUAUUCCCAGUCGAGCACCUUCCUUUGACAAGGACUUCGAAGAAGAGCUGGACCGGGAAGAGGAGGAUGAGGAGGAGCGCCGCUGGAAGGAUCAGUUCAGGCGGGAGCAGAACUUCCGAUUUUCGCGUGUUGUCUCGGGGACCCGCUUGCACUUUCGAGCAGAUGUGAAGGAGAUCCCCGAAGCGACAGUGCAGCACUUGCGCGCUUAUGUGCAGCAGGCUCACCAGCUUGGUGUUGUCGCAGCUAUUGCUGUCAACAGCCAUGUGGAACAGGUCAAGCAGAUAGCUGCAGAGGUGCAGCCCGAUCUGACGCUCCACGUGCUCCAUGUGCCAUGCUGGGGAGCUUUCGUUCCAGCGCUGAAUGCCCUUCUGAACUUCGCACAGAGCAAGGGUGCAAAAUGGAUCCUGUAUCAAUCCCUCGAGGUAUGUUGCUCACGUGACGUGCUCCAGCGUGUGAUGGACCAUCACGACUCAGACACAUUGGUGGUUGGACCGGUGCUCGAUGGGCAUAAGUUUCGAGAAGGAGAACAAAUCCUGGACGGCAGGAGCUCGCCAUGGAAUACUCUUGCUCUUUGGUCUGUCCGAAAGCUCGCCCUCACUGGCUUUUUAUGCAUUGCCGAUGGAUUGCCAGACGUGCCACCAUCAAUGAAUGCUGAAGCAGGACAGGAGAUGCUGCAAACCAUGGAUUUGCCGGACAGUGUUGGCGCAACCAUGGGCAGCGACAGCUGGUGGAAUGGCCAGGACUUUAGCAGCACUGGCUUCUUGCGGCAGGCGACUCAAAAACAUGCUGUUCCAGCCGGAGUGGAGGAGGUCACAGCCAUCGCCUUGCUGCAGCAUUUGCACGGCUCUGACAGAGCCCGUGCCAUUUUGCUUCAGCUGCCAGAUCACCUCCAAGAACAACUCUCUUGGGCUGCCAACUGGGGCAAGGAUGAGGCGAGAAGAAAGUGGCACAAGUACAAGAUGGCCUCCAAAGUUGCUCGCCCUGCUGCCCAGUUGCAGGAGCUGUUCAAGUUUCACAAAACACCAUCGACAAAUUCAGUGGCCAAGAAGGAUGAGGACUUUGCAGGGGAGGCAUCUGAUUGUUUCGCACUCCUUCGGCGCCGCAGAAGGCCAGGUGCAGCUGUCGACUUUGCUGAGGAGCAGGACGACCGCAUCAAUGAAAAGGAGGACCAUUCUGGACAGCAUGGACCUAUUCAUGUGGGGAAGGUGAUGCAUUAUGGUGAAUCCAUCAUGCCGCCGUUGCGGGUGGACUGGAUAUGCCUGGUCCUUUGCUUGCUUUUCUACGCAAACUCCACUUCCGUUUUGGCUACCGCAUUCAGCUGGAUGAAUUCGAAAGGUGCUGGGCAGCUUAGCAACAAAGACGUUGCUUUGCUGGGCCUACUCAUGGGAGGUGUCUAUCUGCCGAUGCCACUUUCCCUUUGGUUGAUGAGAACUGUGGCAGUACGCUUUGGGCACAGGUAUGGACUUCUUUUGUUUUUGUUCCUCCUGUUGCUGGGUCACCUGAUAACAGUUUGUGGCCAAGCUAUCGCACCUCAUCGUUGGUGGCCAUUAAUGCUGGCCCGCUUAGUGCAUGGUUUCGGGUCGGGCAUUCUCUUUCAGACCCGCAACAUCCUGGCCAUAAUGAGCACUAACGACAAUCAUACAAAGAUCCAGACGUGGCUUUUCCUCUCAAGUGAUGUGGGGCAUGCCAUGGGAGCGCUUUUUCCUGUCAUGCUGUUUUACGUCAGUGUUGGCAAUCUUCCAAAGGAGGCUCCAGAGCUGAUUCCAUCAGCAGUUUGGCUUUGCAUCGAGUUUCUGGGCAGCACAGCUUAG
Durusdinium trenchii is the source of this 1911-nucleotide messenger RNA. Lineage: Eukaryota; Dinophyceae; Suessiales; Symbiodiniaceae. The record is from the annotation of a GenBank genome assembly.